This is a messenger RNA of Spodoptera litura, 1315 nucleotides long. RefSeq lists its product as uncharacterized. Gene Ontology annotation, biological process: mitotic G2 DNA damage checkpoint signaling. The record is from RefSeq and is a predicted model, not a curated record. Gene Ontology annotation, molecular function: chromatin binding. Gene Ontology annotation, cellular component: nucleus. NCBI's taxonomy places the organism in Eukaryota, Metazoa, Arthropoda, Insecta, Lepidoptera, Noctuidae.
ACGAAAAUUACACAACCUUUAAGAUUUUCAGCAGCGAGAAAAGACAAUUGGGUAUAGCAACAGUCUCACUGUUCAGUCAUCUUAUCUAUCAAUCAAUCAAUCAGUCGGACUGUUCGAUGUGGGUUUGAGAUUUUAUAAAUAGGCCCAAUCCAGCCCAAUGUCACUCCUACCUCCAUACCUCAAUCGUUUUUACUUUACAUAAUCAAUUCAUUUGCAAGUGAAGCGUGAAUUUUCUCCAAAGUUGACGCCCAUAGCACAACACUAGUUUUUUUCUUGAAUGGCAACCGAGGAACACUGUAUUCGCAGAUAAUGACACUGACAACCGACAACAUUGACAUUUAAUCAUUACAAAGAUAUGACACUGACAAGUGACAACUUUGAAAAUCGGAAGGGCAUUGUUUGUAAAGGUGAUGUGCUUUGUCUAUAUAACAAUAUUAUUAUCCUCUUAGAUAAAUUUAUAAUUAUUUCACAGUUGAAAAAUUAAAUUUUAAGUUGAAUGUAUUAGUCAAGACGGCCAUGCCUCAGAUAUUUCAAGUUUUGAGAUGCUACAAAUGUUUCGUCUUUCAGGUUCACCAAACCAAAAAGUCAAAUAAAUGGGAAUGUAAACUCUGUGGCGAGAAACAAUCUAUAAAAAGGCAUUAUGGUAUAGGAGCUGCUAAAGACUGUAGAUUACAUGUUCAAAAACUAAAUACAAUGAGAGGAGACAUAGAUAAUAAGAAAACCACAGAAGAUAUAGACAGUGAGGAUGAAGAUGUAUCUGAGCCCAGGCAUCUUAUAUGCAGUCCUGUAGCACAAAGUAAAUGCAAGCCUGCAAGCACAAUUAGUAAAUGGUCUAACUUUUUAGAUGACCCUGAAAUCGUUGAAGAACCUGCUAUUGAUAAUAUGAAACUAGGAGACGCUGAGGUGGUUUUUGAAAUUCCCAAAAAGCAAAGGAAAGCAGUAAAAAGACAAUUUAAUAACAGUAAUCAUAAAGAUUAUGAGAAUCAUAAAGACCUAGGUCCACCCAAAGCCAUACCAUUCUCUAACACCAGUACUAAAUUAAACUCAUUGCCACUAACUUCUAAUUCAGAAAAUUUCAUAUCUCAAAUAGAUUCUACAAGUAACACUAAGCCUAAUGCAAAGAGGAAGUUUAUUCCACCUACAGUUAAUAUAAAUUCGAAAUGGGCUCAAUUUACCGAAGAGACCGAGGAAUGUGCAAACACAGAAUGUACAAAUACUUCACAGAGUUUGGGUAUGUCACAAAACAAUGCUAUGUUCUCGUUAUAUGAUGAUACUGAUCUUGACAACUUACUGAACAUUUAAGAAUUUAUCAUCA